AUAAAAUCAAGUGUUUGGGGUGCCGGCGGCGGAUGCGAAGUCGAAGAGAUGGCGUGGUUUUUACACCGGUAGGGCAAACACGGAGGGGCUGAAGAGCGCCCUGGCCCGGCUUCGGCAGAGGACCUCUGGACAGUCCCAUGAGAACAACACUGCAGAACCCACUCGCCAUCAUGCUCACGCAGGUGGUGGCUGGACUCCAGCUGGCGUUGACGUGGUCAGCGGCACGGGCAAACACCGAAUGGCGGUUCUCGUGAGGAAGUCGGCGCCGGGAUCGCCCACGCCGUCGUCGGCUUCCAGUUACGGUACCGCGUCAUCCGGUAACGAUCUCAUCGCUAGCGCGUCCAGCGCACUGCGCCGGCUCCACUUCAAAUCUGCCGGCGCCCAACGCAUGCUCAACCGGACCAAACAACAACAACAGCACCACCACCAGAGCCUGCAGCACCAACAGCCGCAAUCGCAGCAAUCGUCGCCGGCGCCCAAGCUCAAGGUGUUCGGGUCCAGCUCGGUGUCCGUCGAAUCGUCGGUCACGGUCAACACCAGCACCGAUUCGUCCGCGGCAACCAUGACCACGGUUACCGACGACACGGAAAACGAGGACAAUUUAGACAAUCCAUUUGAACCGAAAAUGCGAAUCAUUCCGAACUUGUUGGAUGAAGUGCUCAACGGCACUCAGUCAUCGUCCUCCGCAGAAAAGGACGACGAGUUCUACAGUGCAUCUAGCACCGAAGAACAGCCCAGGGACGACCCGAAGGCCGUGUUCACCGUGCAGGACACCGCACCUGAAGAAUACGAGGACAGUGGMAUGCCGCUGAUGCAGUACACUACGUUGCCGAGCAGCUUUCACCAUCACCACAACAACAACAACUACAACAACAACAAUGACAACAAGACUAACAACAACUACGGAAAAGACGAUGGUGGCGUGGAGGAGAACACCAUUGCGGAAGCAGAAGACUUCCGGUCAUCCGACAAGGACCGGAACACGGAUGACGAUGCGGAUAACACACUGGAAUGGCGUAACAUCAUGAAGCGGCAAGCACUGCUCGAGAACCUUCACCGAAACACCAUCAUAGCGAACAAGAGAUUAAAGCUUCUUUCAAGAAGAUAUGCUAAAAGUCGUUUCGAAGAGGACAGGACUCGAACAGAAAUCGGUCGAAACUCGUCAGGUUUUGCCGCCGAACAAAUGACCAUUGACAGCGAAGACUCUUUCCAAGUUGACAAUGGUUCACCACCCAUUCCUUCAUCGCCGACUGGUCUCCCAGGAUCACCUACUUGCGAUAACGAGUCAUCUCCGACCAAGUCCAAACAGCAUUUUACGUUCCCAACAGUCAAAGAAACAGACGAACCUACUGAUCCGGCCAAAAGGAGACCGUCGACGGUGUACAACCGGACGCCAAACUGGAACAACAAGGAGCGGAAGGGCUCGGCGGUGCUGCUGGACGCGUUGGUCAUCAACAAGAGCCAAUCGGCUGCGGUGGUCAUGUCGGACACGGGACAAGUGGCAACGAUCGUCGUUCAACAGCCAUCGCUGUCGGCCAACUCGCCGGAACAAGGGCAUGAAGGAUGUCAGACUGCGCCCGUCGAACUGCCGAUUGACUUCAACCGGUGGCCCGACUUUGCCAACAGCAUAAGUUCGCAACAGUAUCACGACUUUCAGAUGAACACGGAACACUUGACGACAUCCAACUACACAGUAAUCGGCGUUGGCUACGGUGGUGCUGGCGGUGGAGGUGGAGGUGGAGGUGUCAAUGGUGGUUCCUACCCUGGUUCAGCGAGGACCAGUGCAGGCACAUCGUUGGCGUCUUCCCGAGAGUCCAGUUGCGCCAGCUGUCCAGGCAUCACUCAGCCGUUCCGCAUAGCUAUGUUGGGUGCUACAGGCGUCGGUAAGACGUCACUGGUGUGUCAGUUCAUGACAUCCGAGUCACUACACAUCUACGACGCUUCCAUAGACGAAGAUGGAGAAAAAUCUGUUUCUGUAUUAUUGGAUGCAGAAGAGUCUGAGUUAAUUUUUUUGGAUAAAUCUAAUGCUCCAGCCGAUUGCAAUGACGUGUUUGAAGAGUCUCCACAUGCCUAUUGUAUUAUCUACUCAAGAAAUGAUUGGGACAGCUUCAAACAAGCCGAAGAAUGGCUGCAAGCUUUGUGGAAAGCAGAUGUAGUCAGAAAUAAAGCUGUGAUAUUAGUCGGUAACAAAAACGAUAUCGUAAGACCAAACAUCGUGCCAUCAGGAGUUGGAAAACAAAUGGCCACUCGGUAUGACUGCAAGUUCAUAGAGACGUCGGUAAUAAUCAACUACAAUGUGGACGAAUUACUGGUUGGCAUACUUACGCAGAUACGAUUGAAGUUGGACCAACCACCGGAACAUGGAGUGACCAGAUCUUCAUCGAUGCGGAAACGUUCCAAGUCACCAUUGGGAAACUGCGGACCAACGUUCAAAAAAUACAGAGGAUCCCGAACUUCUACCAGUCUCCGGGUGAAGGGACUGUUAAGCAAGGUGUGGGCCAGGGAUUCCAAGUCGAAGUCGUGCGAAAACUUACACGUGCUCUAAUGACGAAUUUGGAA
This is a messenger RNA of Diuraphis noxia (Russian wheat aphid), 2559 nucleotides long. RefSeq lists its product as uncharacterized. Gene Ontology annotation, molecular function: calcium channel regulator activity; GTPase activity; GTP binding. The record is from RefSeq and is a predicted model, not a curated record. Gene Ontology annotation, cellular component: plasma membrane. NCBI's taxonomy places the organism in Eukaryota, Metazoa, Arthropoda, Insecta, Hemiptera, Aphididae.